AUGCCAUCGAGUCGGUAUCAGACCAUGCUGCAGAUCACCCUGUUGCUCUGUUCCGCCCUGCUCCUCGUCGCUGGCCAGAGGAUUCCGGUUCGAGCACCGCCGCAGGAUCUACAGGUGCCCAACUUUGGGGGCGAGAGCUUCGAGAGAUUCGCCGGCAGCUCCCGAUCCGCAUCCGCAUCCGAAUCCGGAUCUUCAUCGGGAUCAAGCAGUGGGAGCAGCGAGAGCCAGGAAACCAGCGGGGAGAUGCGGGAGCAGCUGAAGCAGCUCCUGGGCGACCAGCUGUCCACCGCCUUCGCCUCCCUGACCACCACCCCCUUUUCCCGGCGACAACCGGCCAUUGUGGCACCCACUUCCGGGGCAGCGGCCCGCACACAGUUCGCCACCGAUGAUGCGGACGGAGAUCAGGAUCAGGACACGAAUGAAGAGGAGUCCCCGGAGGAAGAGGGCGGCGCCGAGGAGGAGGGCGGGCCCGAGGAGGAGCAGGCCACUCCUCAACCGCAGCCUGUGGCACCACCUCUUCCGCAGCCUGCGGGCGCCGAGGAGGAGCAGACUGGCGGUCAGGAGGGGCAGACUGGCGGUCAGGAGGAGCUGACUGGCGGUCUGGAGGAAGCCGAGGACUACAAUGCCUGGCGCGACAACUUCUACGACCUCAACGAAGACGGCAGCUACAUCUUUGGUUACUCCAUUCCGCAUGGCGUUCGUCGCUGGGAGAAGGGUUUCUAUUCGGAGGAGCAGCAUGGGAAGGUGGUCGAGGGCUUCUACGUCCAGCCUCGUCACCUUUUCCAGGGAUUGAGAUACGAGUUGCGAUGCUACAGAUCCGAUGCCAAUGGCUACCAGCCACUGCCAGUUGAGUUUCUGACGACGCCGCCAAUUGUGAGGCGCGAUGAGGUGCCCCAGGUUAAUUGCUUUCGUAAUACCGAUGAUAGACGACCAUAA
This is a messenger RNA of Drosophila rhopaloa, 936 nucleotides long. RefSeq names its product trinucleotide repeat-containing gene 18 protein. The transcript is spliced from 3 exons. The coding region runs from base 1 to 936 and encodes 311 amino acids. Lineage: Eukaryota; Metazoa; Arthropoda; Insecta; Diptera; Drosophilidae. The record is from RefSeq and is a predicted model, not a curated record.